AUGCUGUCAUUUCAGAUCCAAAGUUCGGAGGUGUUGGCGCGGCUCAAGCCGUUUGGAAUCACAUUUGAAAAAUCCCUUUCUGAUCUCAUCAAGGGCAUCCGCUCCCACUCCAAGGAAUCACCAGAAAGUCUUCUGGCAUUUUUGGAUAAUGCAAUUCAAGAAUGUAAAGUGGAGCUCACCACCACAGACUUUGAGGUCAAGGCCACAGCGGUCCUCAAAUUGGCUUACUUGGAAAUGUACGGAUUUGACAUGAGUUGGUGCAAUUUCCAGAUCUUGGAAGUGAUGUCGUCGGCCAAGUUCCAACAGAAGCGAAUCGGCUAUUUGGCAGCCACACAGUCGUUUAAGAGCGAACAGGAUCUUCUAAUUCUAGCCACUAACCAGUUCAAGAAGGAUUUGAAUUCGCACAAUCACAUUGAGGUAGGAUUGGCCCUCAGUGGUAUCGCUACCAUCGUCACAGCCAACUUGGCCAAGGACAUUGUAGACGACGUGGUGAUGAAACUUAACCACCUGAAGCCAUACAUCCGUAAGAAGGCUGUGUUGGCUUUAUACAAGGUGAUUCUUCAGUAUCCCGAGAGCAUCAGAGCGGCAUUACCUCGGGUGAUUGAGAAAUUGGAUGAUCCCGAUGUUUCCGUGGUCAGUGCAACGCUUACAGUUGUUUGUGAGAUCUCAAAGAAGAACCCCAACAUCUUUAUAGGCUACUUGCCGAAAUUCUUCAACAUUUUGGAGAGCACGUCCAAUAAUUGGCUUACAAUCCGUGUGUUGAAGCUCUUCCAGAGUUUGCUGAAGAUCGAGCCAAGAAUGAAGAAGAAGAUCUUGCCAUCGAUUCUCAAUUUGAUGGCGAAAACAGAGGCAACGUCGUUGGUCUACGAGUGUAUCAGUUGUAUUGUCAAUGGCGGUAUGCUUUCCGUGGACUCGUCCAAGGACAAGGAGAUCGCCAAGCAGUGUAUCAACCACAUCAUGAAAUUUUUCGAAACCAGAGACUCUAAUUUGAAGUUCGUUGGACUAAUUGCUUUGAUCAAUAUCUUGAAGCUUUUCCCGGAAUUCAUGCACAAAAUCAAGGACGUCUCAGCAGAGAUCAUGAAUUGUUUGACAGAUAAGGACCUCAUCAUCAAACGUAAAGCACUUGAGAUCUGCCAGUAUUUGGUAACCGAAGAUAACAUCGCCAAUAUUGUGAAGGUGCUUCUAUUGCAGUUAGUUCCUGAAGAAAAUGACUACAGAAUCCCGGAGGAUUUGAAGUUAGAGAUUACCGACAAGAUUUUGGAAAUUGCUUCCCAGGACAACUACUCGAACAUUCCUAACUUCAAGUGGUAUGUCACUGCUCUCAAGGAGUUGGUGAGUUUGACUCUUUUGCUUCUGGCUGACAACGGAGCCGGUACUUCUGUUGCGCUCUCUGAAUCUGCUGCUAUGACUAUUGCUAUCAAACUUGGCAGAGAAUUCAAGUCUUUAGCGGUUAGAGUUCCUUCAAUCCGUCCAUUCAUUUUGAACAAGGUCAUUGUCCCAUAUUGUAAUGACUCCAAGCCUUUAUACCUAUGCCCGCUUUUGAUGAGGGACUUGUAUUGGAUUUUGGGUGAGUAUAUCAGUGAAAUUGGACAAGAUGAAGAUGAAUCAGAUGAUUCGUCCUCACCACUUGGAGACAAGGUGCGUCUCUUCAAUACUUUCGUGAACAAUUAUAUCGAUAAGGAGUUGAAUACCAAUCAAUUUCCUGUGUCGAGCGCAAUUGUUAAUCUUUCCGAUUCGUCUGUGUUGGUCAUAUAUAUCCAGACUCUUGUAAAGUUGCUUUCUGGAAUAAUCGAUGACUAUCAGGAACUAUACCUGAACUUUGGCAAGCUUCCAUAUAAGAAUUUUGGUGAAAUCGAACUUUUUGUAUGGAAAGCAGUGACGUUUUUGGAAAAUUGGGAAAAUCAUUCCGAUUACGAAGUUCAAGAACGGACUUUGUCCUGGUUGGAAUUCUUGAAACUUUGCUUGGAUGCCAUGAGAGUGAAAGAUCUGAUAUCUUUGGACAGACUCAAAACAGAGGAAAUUGCCUAUUAUAAAAAAGCUGCGCUUACUAAUUCCAAGUCGGCAACUCAAGUGGACUCUGAGAUUGAGGAAGAUGGAAGCUCAUCCGAGGAAGAAAUUGACGAUCAAGAUAUGCUUGAACUCGAAAGUGAGUCUUCUGACGAAAGCGCAGAUGAAGCAGAUGAAGACAACGAAGGCGACGAAGUUAACGAAGACAACGAAGAUAAAGACAAAGAAAGCGAAGAAGUAGAGAUCAAGAGAACUGAUGAAACUGCUUCGGUUGAAGACAAGGAAGAUAAAGAACUACCUCAACUAUUGGCGACUAUCUUGCGUUCCUUUUUUAAGGCAUAUCGGUUGAAUCCCAUUUCUGCCACGGCCCAAAGACGCAUUCCCCUCCCUGAAGAUUUGGACUUGGAUGCUCAGAUCAAUGAUCCACCAGCAUUCUGUUUGGUUACUAGCGAACCAGAAAGUGGUACUGAGGAUAAUGAAUCAGCUGAUGAAUUGCAAGCAUCGAGUGAGUCAGAGGCUGGCUAUGAUGACAGAGCAUUGAAAGAGCGUUUGGAGAGAUUGAAAGAUGACCCUUACUACAUCACUCCAAAAUCGAAACUGAAAACGCCAAAACAUAGACAGAAGAUUUUUGGUGUGGAUGACAGUAACAGCAUGGCUCUGAGCGAGAGAGUGUCACUUGCGUCGCCUCCUGUGGAGCGCAUAAAGAAGAGCAAGAAACCUAAAAAGAUGAAGAAAGAAAAGGUGAUUGUUUUGGAUGAAGAAACUCUUGGUGGUCCAGAUUUGGAGGAAAAGGUUGAGAAAAAGAAGAAGACGACCAAGCUUUUUUCAAACAAUUUCAACCUCGAGGAUAUAAAUAUGAACGCACCUCAGGUCACGGGCGAAGGUGAGGUUGAAGAUAAGAAGGACUUUGAGUAUGAUGUGGAUCUCGGAGCUUUCAGAGCCGAACUUGAAAAGAAGGCCAAGAAGAAGGCUCAGAGAGAGGAGAGAAAGAAAGCUGAAAGGGAUGAGAGAAAGAAGGCUGAGAGAGCUGAAAAGAAGAAGCUCAAGAAAAACAACGAGGAAGUUCAACAUAGAGAAGAUGAGGUGACUGGUAAAGUUGCUGCUGAUGAGCCUGAAAAUGAUGAAUCGACGGCUUUACCUCAGAAGUCCCGAGAAGUCAGUGUUGAGCCAAUUCAUGAAGUGAACACUGCCGACAAAGUGGUGACGGUUCCCAAGAAGAAGACAAAGAAGAAGAAACGUGCAACGAUCUUAGAUUGA
Sungouiella intermedia is the source of this 3264-nucleotide messenger RNA. The record is from the annotation of a GenBank genome assembly. Lineage: Eukaryota; Fungi; Ascomycota; Pichiomycetes; Serinales; Metschnikowiaceae.